AUGGCCAGGAUCUAUAAUCUUGCUUUGAGCUCACUCAUUCCUGAAAUAUUUACCCCAAAAAAACAGAUCAUCUUCUACGAGGACAGGAACUUCAUGGGUCGCUCCUAUGACUGUAGCAGCGACUGCUCUGAUAUGUCAUCCUACCUGAGCCGCUGCCACUCGUGCAGGGUGGAGAGCGGCUGCUGGAUGGUGUACGAUCACCCCAACUUCAUGGGAAACCAGUAUUUCCUCAGGAGGGGCGACUACGCCGACUACAUGAACAUGUGGGGCUGGGGCAACAACUGGAUCAGGUCCUGCCGCAUGAUCCCAAUGUACAGGGGCUCGUACAGAAUGAGGAUGUACGAGAGGGAGAACUUCAUGGGUCAGAUGAUGGACGUGACUGACGACUGCGACUCCAUCAUGGAUCGCUACCACUGGUCAGGCGGAUGCCACUCAUGCCACGUCAUGGACGGCCACUGGCUCAUGUACGAGCAGCCCCACUACAGAGGCAGGAUGUGGUACUUCAGGCCCGGAGAGUACCGCAGCUUCAGGGAGAUGAUGGGAAUGAGCGGAAUGAGGUUCACGAGCAUGAGGCGCAUCAUGGAUUCCUGGUAUUAAACAAAUCGAAUUGUGUAAAUACUGAAUAAAAUGCUUAAAAAUGA
Molecule: messenger RNA, 641 nt
Organism: Ictalurus furcatus (blue catfish)
Lineage: Eukaryota; Metazoa; Chordata; Actinopteri; Siluriformes; Ictaluridae
Product: gamma-crystallin M2-like
Exons: 3
Coding region: 1-597 (198 amino acids)
Biological process (GO): visual perception; lens development in camera-type eye
Molecular function (GO): structural constituent of eye lens
Source: RefSeq, a predicted model, not a curated record